Dermacentor silvarum is the source of this 2163-nucleotide messenger RNA. Its product is annotated as acetylcholinesterase-like. Gene Ontology annotation, biological process: acetylcholine catabolic process; choline metabolic process. Gene Ontology annotation, molecular function: acetylcholinesterase activity. Bases 149 to 1609 code for a protein of 486 amino acids. Gene Ontology annotation, cellular component: plasma membrane. The record is from RefSeq and is a predicted model, not a curated record. The transcript is spliced from 3 exons. NCBI's taxonomy places the organism in Eukaryota, Metazoa, Arthropoda, Arachnida, Ixodida, Ixodidae.
UCUCUUCCAGUGUGCGCUUGUCGUAACCUUGCCAACUCAGAAUAAAAAGGAUGCCUCCGUUUCGGUCCCGCAUAGCAGUUUCGCGUGAGUCUCCGUUGAGAGCCGACGGGCAGCAGUUUGGACCGGCUUCCUGUUGGCAGCAAUCACUAUGAGACUCGCCUUGCACCUCUCUGUCGAUUUUGGCAGGCGCUCAUUACUGCCGCUGCUGUGCGCGGCCUUCGUUCUGGCAUGCAUUACAAGCCAGCAGUCGUUCGCCCACGGAGCAGAAACCUGCAAUGCAGUCGUUCGCACGGAAAAGGGUUUGAUACGUGGCAAAUGCUUGACCAUCAGCGGCAAGAGCGUCGAGGCGUACUUAGGCAUACCAUACGCCGCGCCUCCGGUGGGCUCCCUGCGCUUCAGCAGGCCAGAACCAGCUAUUCGAUGGAGAGGAAUCCUGAACGCUACACAAAUGCCAAAGCCCUGCUGGCAGCUACCACUGAGGUUCCUGCCGAACUUGACCAUCGACUACACACACAUGGCGUCCGAGGAUUGCCUCUACCUCAAUGUAUGGAAGCCCGCCUCCCCCUGCUCCUCGCAAAAUGGUGCAUGCCCCAGGAAGCGCCCGGUUGUGGUGUUCAUACACGGCGGAGCGUUCCAGUGGGGCGACUCCUCUCUGUUCGUGUACAACCCGGCGAACUUCGUCGCUCUCGCAGAUGUCGUUUUUGUCUCGUUCAACUACCGCGUCGGCAUCUUUGGAUUUCUUGAUUCCAAGGCGGCUGGUAUCCAGGGAAACAUAGGCCUGUGGGAUCAGAAUCUUGUGCUCAAGUGGAUCAGAAGGAACAUUGAUCGGUUCGGCGGUGACCCUGACGAGGUCACUCUCGUAGGCCAGAGCGCCGGUGGCAUAUCGGCGGCCCUGCACUCAUUGUCUCCCUACAGUCGCGGCCUAUUCAAGAGACUGGUGCUGCAAAGUGGAACUCCAUUCUCCCUGAUCCUCGGCAUUGCAUUCGGAGGCAAAGCCAAGAUCAUCCUCACAGCUCUAGCAAUGAACUGCUACGACAAACAUAAAAAGCUUGAAGACCAGGCCAAGGCUAUCGCAUCCUGCCUGCGGAAAAUGGAGGCAACAACGAUAUUCGAGAAACUCGAUUCCCUCGACAUGAUACAACAGAUGUUUCCGCCAUCAGAAAAGGACGCGUUCAUCCCGGGCAAGGUGCUAUCCGCGGACACUUGGAAGCACUUGGCAACCAAAGAAAUCCUGCUCGGGUCUGUGGCCGAUGAAGGCACUGUGUUUUACCGCCUGCUCAAGGAAUCAGUUCCCAUUUUCAGCAAGCUGCUCAUCAGUGAUUCCCGCACUCUAGUCUCCUUUUUGAUGUCGGAGAUGUUCAACAUCGACACUGUGGACAGUGAGGGGCUCGUGAAAGGCUACUUCGGCGACACGGCUGGAGAACCUUCUGAGGAACAACUGGCUGCCACCAUAAGCAAGAUGAUUGGCGACGCAGUGUUCACUUGUCCGACGGUCUUCUUCGGGCAAAUAGCUGCCGAACAGGGUAUUAACACCUACCGGUACCUGUUCGACUACCGGCCAACCCACAGCCUCUGGCCCAAAUGGAUGGGAGUAGCUCACGCGGACUGAGAUUUCUUACACCUUAGGAUCACUACCCUUCCUCAAAGACGGAAAACUGCUUGUACAGCACCUGGGGCCAAAGGCGGUCAAAUACGCCGAACGCCUCCGUUAUACGCCGGAAGAAGAUCUCUUCAUGAAGAACAUCGUCCAGAUCUGGUCCUCGUUUGUGAAAACAGGGAAACCUUCGCUGCCUCCACCUGUUGUCGAAUGGCCUAAUUACACCAUCCAGAAUCCCAAUGUAAUUCACAUAGAAUUGAACAAGUACACAAAAAUGCGAGAUCAUCUUCAAAAUAAAUGCAGUCUCUGGAAGCCUUUCCUGCUAGGAACAAAUGCGACGUCACCUGACGCUGCGUAAGCGGGAAUGUCUUCGUCAAAAGCACAGGAUGCUCUGCUCGGUCAAGUCUAGUCAAUAUGUGUGUCUAUGUCUAUGUGUAUAUUUAUGUAAUUUUGAUUAGAAAUACAAUGUAUUUUGGUAUUCUGCGGCUUAGUUUUGUCUUCGGAGAAAUUAAGUGCCCGGAUGGAGCCUUACUGGUUUCACUUUAGCACCAGAUUCUCCCUAAGCU